Molecule: messenger RNA, 2931 nt
Organism: Diachasmimorpha longicaudata
Lineage: Eukaryota; Metazoa; Arthropoda; Insecta; Hymenoptera; Braconidae
Product: WD repeat-containing protein CG11141
Exons: 2
Coding region: 346-2469 (707 amino acids)
Molecular function (GO): protein binding
Source: RefSeq, a predicted model, not a curated record
UGAAAACACAAGUAUUCGACCGAGAGCUGUCAAAUGCCUGGCGAUAACACCGAACGUGCCAGCAUUUCAAAUAAACAUUCCAAUCCGGAGCUUUCUGUAUUUACGCUAAUCGAUCGAUUACCCUCACCGAACGUAUAAAAGUGAUGUCUAAUUCCAUACAUCGUAAUUCUUCAUGUAAACACUCGUGUAAUUGUCGAAGAUCGAGAUAACUGGGAAGAUCGCAGUGUAGUUUGUCACCGAACGUUAAUAAUUUCCUUUAAUCACGAGCCAAGCACGUGAAGCCUUGUUAAGUCAUUGCUGUUCUCGUCCUGAUCUUGAUGGAUCCCUGGAUCCCUUGAUCCUGCCAUGAUGACUCCGAUGAGCGAGGACGGUGGUCCGCUGAGGGAGUGGGCACCACUGACAAGCCUACUUCAGCAGAUACCGGUGAAGCUGCAAAACGGAAUAUUCACGCAGGACAUCAACUUCACGUGCAUCUCAGUGCUACCUGAGUUCCUGGCAAUUGGUACAAAUUGCGGACUGGUUUACUGGUAUAAUCGUGAGACAGGUGACCUCCAGAGGUUGAGAUGCGAGAACACCUACUCCAGCAUCACGUGCCUGCGGGUAAUCUCGACGGUGGACUAUAUGGUAGCAGCUGGUAACAGUCAAGGGGUAGUCACAGUAUUCCAGAUUCCGAAGAAUCUCCCGGAGUCGCUGCCCGAGAGCCUGCGACCCAAGCAGAAGAAACAGGUGGAGAGGUAUAACAUUGGGGGGAUCCACAAGAGCCCAGUGAGUUCAGUGGAGUGGUCGAAAAAUGGGAUGAAAUUGUUCAGUGGUGAUCAGGAUGGCCUUGUUGUCCUCACGGAGAUUGACUUUUAUAUGCACCUGUCCAAGUCCUCCGAAUUGUUGAACGAAAAAUACGCUGUGGUACAGCUGAGCUAUCAGCAGGGGCUUCUGCUGGUGUCCACCCUUUUCAGGACAAUUUUAGUUAACAGUAAUCAGGAGAGGAAGGUGUUUCAGGUGGGCCAGAAGGAGAGAAAGUCGCUGGGAAAGUUGGGGGCAGUUUUUGCUGCUCGUCAAGCACACGUUCAGGAACCAGUGAUUUACGCCAGUCGACCUGGACUGAGACUCUGGCAGGCCGACAAGACCGGGACUGUCAUCAAGACACUCAUCUUCAAGGAGGCCGUUCAAACGACUAAUACCGAUGUCGGCCUGUUAAAUCCUGCGCCUGAGAUGUUCAAGAAGAAACGGGGAGAGCCCAGUUUUGGGGCAUUGAUUCCCUUCUGCGACGAUUUAUUCGUUACAUUCAACGAUGAUAUCAUUUAUGUGAUAAAUCCUGUGACGAUAGCUAUCACUUCGGUUGUCAAUGAACUCAGGAAGGUCACUGAUGUGUCCUGCACGAAAGACGAGGUGUUUGUCCUCGAGGGAACGAGGAACAUCUUGAGGAUCGCCUAUCAUCCUGAGAUAAGCAACGUCGAGAGUCCUGAGGAGACGAAGGACACUCUGACAUUCGCAGAGUUCAGUAAACCUGUUACUGCCGGGAUUCUUGGGCUCACUUCGAAGAUCAAAGAGAAUUCCCUAGUCCCAAGCCUCCCAUUUUACAAGAUUAGUUCCAGCAACAUCAUUCAGGAGAUUAGUGCUCUACCUUCGAGAGGGGGAGUCGAUCCAAAUCCUAUAGUCAAUGGAGAAGAAGCCACGGAGAUGCCUCCAAUUGUCCCGCUAACCAUUGACACACCUUUGGUCACUGAUAUUGAUAUUGAAGUAGAGCAGAAUGCUAACUCUGGGAAGAGAGACGAGGGAAAGGUCGACAGAAGGCAAAUUUUCCAGAAAAUUGGAGAACAAGAAUUUGAGGAAGUUGUCUUCACACCUGAAAGAAAACACAAGAGGGUGGGGAAGAGCAGGAUUAAUGGGAACAAUGGGGAGGACAGUUUUUUGAAGUAUUGCAAAGAUGUUCAAGAGACUCAUUCGUCUCUUUUAACACUGACUAUUGAUGAUGAUUGUAUUCUCAGGGGGGAGAGGAAUCUCGAGAGCAUUCAGAAGGAUGUCGAGAACAAGGAGAAGCUACUUGCUGAUGUCCUCAAUUUUGAUCUGUCUGAGUACAUGACGAGCAGCAGGAAUUUCUCGGAUGAUAUUCUUUCCAAUGGGAAUGGAUGCGCACUUGACACGAUACCAUACGUCAAUUGUAACGAGUCGACUGCUGAUUCUGCAGUUUUAGGGAUUGACGAGGCGGAUGACUCGGGAGAUGAGGACGAAAGCUAUAGGACUGAACUGAAGAAACUGGAGACACUGGGGGAGUGCAGUAAACAGCUCUUGCUUAUGGGAAAAAAGAACUUGGUUGGAGCUGGAGAGAAUAAGGUGGAGAUGAAUGGUGGAGAGGAGCUUAAUCAUUCCAGGGAACUGGAGAUCCGUUUCAAUGUUCUUUCGAAAGAAUUCGUAUCUUCAGCGAUAUGUGAUGAAGCUGAUGACUGGGUCGUCGUGUCAUCACAGGAUUAAAAUCGUAAUCAAGACCAGAGAGUAAAUUUCAUUUUGACAAUUAAUCAAUUCAAUUGAAGAUUAUGUUAUUUAAUUGUACAAUAUUUAUUCGGUAUAAUAAUAUAUUUUAUUUAUUUGGUUGGGGGAGAAUCGAGAUAAUGGACUUUUCUAUCUACUUAAAUGUUGAGCACAUUGAAGAAAUAUCGCCAUUCGUUAAAAAUUUAAUGACUUGCCGAUAUGUCAAACGAAUGAAGAUACGAUUUUAACUCGCAUUCUCCCCCUCUCUCCCAUAGGAUAAACCGUAGUCAUAAAAACCCGGUCUAAGUAUAAUUAUGUUUUAUCUGCUUCAGAUAUUGUUUCAGAUUAAGUACAAGAUUAAUUUUUAUGCUAGUCUUCACUGAAUUUUUUUAUGCCACACGAAACGAGCCAAUAAUUUUGAGGCACAGGAGAGAUAAAUUGAAAUAUACUGCAAACGUUGUUAUA